CACGGACACUUGGAGGCGCCCACAAGCUGUCCUGUGUCAACUGAUGGAGCGAUUCGGAGAAGAUGGACUUUGAAAAAGCCACACAAUUAGUCUGAUGAUUUUUUUCUAAGAUCCUUGUAUGUGUGAUCCUAAUCCACAUUUGCGGACUUGCAAUCUGAAGGUCUGUUUGAUUUUUAAAAAGGGGCCGGCACUUCUUGCAACAUGCAAUGGAUGGGCACAUGGCGGAGCAUUAAUAUCCAGCUGUGUCUUUUACAUUGAUGCUCUGAUUCAUUAAACCAUUAAGUUCAUCUCAGCUUUUUUAUUAGGGACAAUGGCAGCGGUAACGAGUCCAGAAACGACACCUCAGCCCCGGGUCUAUUUUCAAACACCUCCCAAUGCCGAAGAAGAAGUGCCACAGAAGCAAGGUCGCGUGACUGUCAAAUAUGACAGAAAGGAGUUAAGAAGGAGGCUAAAUUUGGAAGAGUGGAUUGUUAGCCAGUUAAUGAAUCUGUACGACUGCGAGGAAGAUGAAGUUCCUGAGCUGGAAAUAGAUGUGGAUGAGCUGUUGGAUUUGCCCAACGAUGUCGAGAGAGCCAUUCGCGUAAAGAUGCUGCUGGUCGACUGUUACAAGCCUAAUGAUGACUUUGUGGCAGCAUUGCUGGAAAAGGUUCGAGGCAUGCAGAAGCUCAACACUCCCCAGAAGAAAGGUGAGCUGACGCCAUGAGGCCACACCAGCUCCCCUCCCACCACCACAAAACGAACCUGUCACUCCAGAGGAGAGAUGCAGGCAUGCAGACCCAACCACUAUACCACAGUGUCUGUCUGUCAAAUGGAGCUUAUUGAUAGGAGUCCAGCCAAGCCAAUCUCAGCUGCAGGUUAACCACCCCAACUGUUUUACUUUGUCUUAGUACUGUCUCAGCAUAUAUUACAUGUAGAGAGUGUGAUAAUG
Molecule: messenger RNA, 928 nt
Organism: Paramisgurnus dabryanus
Lineage: Eukaryota; Metazoa; Chordata; Actinopteri; Cypriniformes; Cobitidae
Gene: ppp1r14ba
Product: protein phosphatase 1, regulatory (inhibitor) subunit 14Ba
Biological process (GO): regulation of phosphorylation; innate immune response
Cellular component (GO): cytoplasm
Molecular function (GO): protein serine/threonine phosphatase inhibitor activity
Source: RefSeq, a predicted model, not a curated record